UGCAGUGAAGGCGUACCAUUACCUUUCCAUUACAGCCAGCGACUGAAGCACAUUGUGUACAGGGAGAUCCAGCAGUAAAGGUGUCUUCAAGAGCAGUCAGGAGCAAUGGCCGUGGCAAACUUUCAGUAUAUAACUCGGAUGAGCAGUGGAUUCAAGGUCUACAUUUUAGAGGGUCAGCCACAUCACAGAAGCGAAGAUCGAUUUAGGCACAUCCAAACUGAACCACAACGAGUUCCAAGUGGGAAUCUUCUAAAACGCAAGCGCAGCUUCGAGCGAGGGCUGACCUUAGAGGAAAGACGGGAGCGGGCGCUGAGCAGAAGUCUUGCCAAAGCAGCAGAAAGAGAGUCACAAGUCACAUCUGCGUCACACAGUCCACAAAGCUCAACUUCUUCUUGGAGUCCAGCAUCCAGUCCUACCAGCCCUGUACCUCCUCAUGUCUACUAUGCACCUAUCAUGGACGAACCACUUGCCCUGAUCAAAAAACCCAGAAAGGAUCCCGAAAUCACACAAGAGAAGCCCAAAAGUACCAACCAAAUACAGAUGCGGCCCUCUGUGAUAACCUGUGUGUCCUCUUUAAGAAGCCCAACCAGCAGGCCUGACGUUCACAAGCCUAUGUUGUCAGUUUCCCAAAGCCACUGUGACCGGGAUGUUGAUGAGCAUUUCCAAAGGAGCCUGGGCGAAAGAUACCAGAAAAUGGUCCAAUCUCAGCAGCAGCUCUCCAUCAGCGUUUCUGUAGAUGACCAUUUUGCUAAAGCACUGGGAGACAAAUGGCAGCAGAUCAAAUGUAAAUCUUCAUCCUGUUCCUCCACACCUCCCAGCAGCCCCAGCGUCACCCACUCACCCACAUACAGCAGCAGCCCGUAUAGAGAGCCCACAAGCUCCAACCGCUGGUCCAUUCACUAAAGCAGACAAGGACAAAAGACUUUGAGACUCUAAACAUUUCAAUGCAACUCUAAUUGACAAGUGAUGAUUUUUCCAGAUGCCAUUCACUAAACUACUAUCACCUUGGAAAAAGAGUAGUGUCAUGGUAUUUACUAUUAUAUAGGAAACUGCACGUCAUGAGGAAAAGGAAAGAAGAAAUCAUAAUCAAACUGGUAAAUUUCAGUAUUGAUUUUUUCUUUAAAAAGUACUGUUACCUGCCUACUGGCCAAAUGCAACAGAAAUGUAAUAGUUGCAAUUUGCCUUUUAAAUUUUAUGUGAAUACUUGUUUGUGCUGUUGAGUCUGACAAAAUCCUUUUACAUUUCUUUUUUACGUUUUUUUAACUGUGGGAGUGACACAGAUUUAUUUUACUGUUUAUUAUUUAUAAACUGGGGCCUCUUCCAAACAUUUGCAGUGUAAAUAGGCUACUGUAAACAAAAUGUAGUAUAUACAAAAUAAUAAUAAAAAACUUUAACAU
Molecule: messenger RNA, 1397 nt
Organism: Periophthalmus magnuspinnatus
Lineage: Eukaryota; Metazoa; Chordata; Actinopteri; Gobiiformes; Gobiidae
Gene: vgll4l
Product: vestigial like 4 like
Exons: 5
Coding region: 106-903 (265 amino acids)
Biological process (GO): negative regulation of DNA-templated transcription
Molecular function (GO): transcription coactivator binding
Source: RefSeq, a predicted model, not a curated record